This is a messenger RNA of Epithele typhae, 684 nucleotides long. RefSeq names its product class I glutamine amidotransferase-like protein. The record is from RefSeq and is a predicted model, not a curated record. NCBI's taxonomy places the organism in Eukaryota, Fungi, Basidiomycota, Agaricomycetes, Polyporales, Epitheliaceae. The transcript is spliced from 2 exons. The coding region runs from base 1 to 684 and encodes 227 amino acids.
AUGGCGACGAACAACGCAGCCCCGGCCAAGCUCGCGGUCCUCAUCUUCCCCGGCUUCGAGCCCCUCGACGUCUUCGGCCCCGUCGAGAUCUUCCAGACGCUCUCUACCAAGCAGCUCCUCACCCUCUCCUGGAUCUCCGCCUCGACCCUCCCCGCGCUCGACCCCGUGAGCUCGCUCAUCCCAGACGACGUCACGCUCUCCGGAAAGAAGCACACCGUCGCGGUGACCGUCGUCCCCACGCACACGCUCGCCGCCCCGCCCGACGACAUCGACGUCCUCCUCGUCCCCGGGGGCCUCGGCGUGUGGUCGCGCGGGACCGAGCCCGCGGUCGACUACCUCCGCGCGACGUUCCCGAAGCUCAAGUACGUGCUGAGCGUGUGCAACGGGGCGGAGCUCCUCGCGCGCGCGCGCGUCCUCGACGGCCGGCGCGCGACGACGAACAAGGCGCUCUGGACGCGCGUCACGACGACGCACGCGGCGGGCGGGAUCAGGUGGGAGAAGAUGCCGCGCUGGGUCGCGGACGGGAACGUGUGGACGUCGGGCGGGGUGAGCGCGGGGACGGACAUGGCGCUCGGGUGGGUCGCGCACGUGUGGGACGAGGAGCUCGCGCGGAAGAUCGCGAACGUGGUGGAGUACGAGUGGCGGAACGACCCGAACUUCGACGUGUUUGCGUACGUGUGGUAG